Stomoxys calcitrans (stable fly) is the source of this 1774-nucleotide messenger RNA. It is a transcript of the gene Tip60, whose product is annotated as histone acetyltransferase Tip60. Gene Ontology annotation, biological process: regulation of DNA-templated transcription. The transcript is spliced from 6 exons. Gene Ontology annotation, molecular function: histone acetyltransferase activity. Lineage: Eukaryota; Metazoa; Arthropoda; Insecta; Diptera; Muscidae. The record is from RefSeq and is a predicted model, not a curated record. The coding region runs from base 84 to 1544 and encodes 486 amino acids.
CAGCUGUGUGUAAAGGGAAACAAACCAACAGAAAUAAACAAUUAUAGAAAUUUAUAAAAAAAAUUGCCUAAUAUUGCACUAUAAUGAAACAAAAAACAGAUAUAGACGAGGAUGUUUCAUCGAUAUGCGAAUCCACAGCUUCCUUGACAGAAGGAUGCAGGCUAUCGGUGCGGAUGCACAAAACAGACGACUGGCCGUUGGCGGAGAUUGUUAGUAUUAAGGAUCACGAUGGCAAAAGGCAAUUCUAUGUCCACUAUGUAGAUUUUAACAAACGUCUGGAUGAAUGGGUUACCGAAGAGGAUUUGGACACACGCAAAGUACAAUUCCCUAGGCGAGAUGGAACGCAGACUGGGGCUAGUACUGGUGUCACAACACCCAAGAAAUUGCUUUCGGUAGCCGGUAGCGUUUCCCGACCUACUUCACCACAGCCAACUGUGGGAGAAAUGGUCAAUGGAAAUGCUGUUUUAGCUGCUGCGUUGCAAAAGAAGAUAAAUCGCAAAAGAAAGAUAAUUCCCACACCCCUACCCCCUGCUCCGAUUAUUCCUGACUCCUUACCUGCUGCCCCCACAGUUGUAGUGCCCGCAAAUGAUGAGGUGUCACAGGAUGGCAAAAGUGCAACACCAAGACAAUCCGGUAGUAUGGUUAGCAUCCAUCAGGAUGAUGUUGUGACCCGUAUGAAAAACAUCGAAAUGAUAGAAUUGGGUAAACAUCGAAUAAAGCCGUGGUAUUUUUCACCCUAUCCCCAGCACUUUCAGGAAAUCUGCCAAAUGCCCUGCAUCUACAUUUGCGAAUUUUGUCUCAAGUAUCGCAAAAGUAGAAAAUGUCUCGAAAGGCAUUUGAUAAAGUGCAAUCUGCGGCAUCCUCCUGGAAAUGAAAUAUACCGUAAAAAUACCAUAUCGUUUUUUGAAAUCGAUGGACGCAAAAACAAAGUAUAUGCCCAGAAUUUAUGUCUGCUAGCGAAGCUCUUUCUCGAUCAUAAGACUCUGUACUAUGAUACAGAUCCCUUUUUGUUCUAUGUUAUGACCGAGUAUGACAGCAGAGGUUUUCACAUAGUAGGUUACUUUUCAAAAGAAAAGGAAAGCACUGAAGAUUACAACGUGGCUUGUAUUCUUACAAUGCCUCCGUAUCAACGCAAAGGAUAUGGAAAAUUAUUAAUAGAAUUCAGUUAUGAAUUGUCAAAGUUUGAAGGAAAGACAGGAUCUCCAGAAAAACCGCUUUCAGAUUUAGGUCUUCUGUCCUAUCGAUCAUAUUGGGCUCAAACCAUAUUGGAAAUUUUCAUAAGUCAAAAACCCACGAGUGAUGGCGAAAAGCCCACGAUUACAAUUAAUGAUAUUUGCGAAGUGACAUCGAUCAAGAAGGAGGAUGUUAUUUCUACUUUACAAAACCUAAACCUCAUCAAUUACUAUAAAGGACAGUACAUAGUUUGCAUAAAUCGUGAUACAAUAGAUCAACAUAAAAAGGCCAUGGACAAGCGAAAAAUACGCAUUGACUCGAAAUGUCUCCACUGGACACCCAAAGAUUGGUCGAAGCGAUCAAAGUGGUAAAUUGAUAUAAUCCUUCUAACCUUUUACAUCAUUUGCUCAUCAUAAACCCAAGCCAAACAUGUUAGAAUAACUCAUAAUUUUUUUAUUUCUUAUUGUAUAGAAAACAAAUCGACAUUCCCCUUUCAUCACACACAAAAGAACUAGUGCACAUAUGCUAGAACGGCGACAUGUCCUCCAUUCACCAGAUCCCUUUGUUCGUGAAUAAAAAUAAAAACUAUAGAAGAAACCCA